Molecule: messenger RNA, 1134 nt
Organism: Brachypodium distachyon (stiff brome)
Lineage: Eukaryota; Viridiplantae; Streptophyta; Magnoliopsida; Poales; Poaceae
Product: probable glutathione S-transferase GSTU6
Exons: 2
Coding region: 136-858 (240 amino acids)
Biological process (GO): glutathione metabolic process
Cellular component (GO): cytoplasm
Molecular function (GO): glutathione transferase activity
Source: RefSeq, a predicted model, not a curated record
CACCAUCUCAUCAUCUAUAUAUAGAUCACGAGCCCGUAGUCCUUCCCUGCAACGCACAGCACAGCCUGCAUAGCUACUAGCUCAGCUCAGAGCCACGCAAAGCCUGCAAGCAAGCGAGAAUUCAUCCCCCAAUUAAUGGCGGCCGGCGCGGGAGAGCUGAAGCUGCUGGGGUUCUGGGCGAGCCCGUUCAUGCACCGGGUGCAGAUGGCGAUGCACCUCAAGGGGAUGACCGGGUACGAGUACGUGGAGGAGGACCUGAUGAACAAGAGCGAGCUCCUGCUGUCGUCCAACCCGGCGCACAAGAAGGUCCCCGUGCUCCUCCACGCCGGCAAGCCCGUCUGCGAGUCCAUGCUCAUCGUCCAGUACCUCGACGAGGCCUUCCCCGCCGCCGGCCCCGCCUUCCUCCCCGCCGACCCCCACGCCCGCGCCCUCGCCCGCUUCUGGGCUUCCUUCGUCGACACCAACUUUUUUGGGUCGUGGAUCAAGGCGAUCGUGGCCACGACGGACGAGGAGCGGGCGGCGGCGAACGGGGCGGCGGCGGCGGCGCUGGAGACGAUGGAGGGCGCGUUCGAGGAGUGCUCCAAGGGGAAGGCGUUCUUCGGCGGGGACGGGCCAGGGUUCGUGGACUUGGCGCUGGGAGGGUUCGUAGCGUGGAUCCGCGCGUACCAGAAGGUGGCCGGCGCCGACUGCGGCCUCCUGGUGGCCGACCGGACCCCGCUGCUGGCGGCGUGGGCGGACCGCUUCGCGGCGCUCGACGCCGCCAGGGCCGUCGUCCCGGACGUCGGCCGGCUCGCCGAGUUCGCCAGCCGUGACAUGCUGCCGCUGCUCCACCAUUUGCUUGGGAAAGCUGGCAAGUGAGAAGUGAUUUUUUUUAUGGAAGUGGGAUGUGAUUGUAAUGAUAUAUGGAACCACUGCCAGCAGAAUAAAAGUGCUCGAAAUAAAAGGGUGAAGAAUGUAAUUCCUCCUUUCAACAAAAGAUGUCUCAAAUUUGUUAAAAUUUGAAUGUAUCUAGACAUGACUUAGUGUAUAAAUGCAUUUAAAUUUAGUCAAAAUUGAGACAUGAUUCGUUGGACGGAGGAAGUAUGAGAUGAUUUUGUGGUGCCCGCCAAUUGUCAGUUGUGCUCAGUUUAUAAA